GCUGCUGUUUGCUGACUCAGACUUCAUUUUUUCCAGCUGCUCCCGUCAGUGUUUCAGCCUCGUCUGUUAAAUCGGUCUGAAUCCCUCUGUCUGCCUCCACUGCGAGGAGUAAUAGUCCCCGAGGAGGAGUCCAUUAGUCCCGGGCCAAGAUGGGUGAGGUCGACGCGUCACUGUAUGGAAUGGGGUGGAUUACGCGCAUCACCCACACAGCCUCCAUCCGCUGACUGAUUCUACAAAGAAGAGAGGGGGGGUCACUCCCCACUUUCUCGCAGAGGGUGGAGCUUUGUGGAUACAUUUGACAGCUGCGAGACAAGAAAAUGUGCAGCGCAAAGAAGGUUUGGGGGGACCAUGCCUCCUCUCCGAGGGAUAUAAUGAAACGCUGAAUGGAAUGACAAAGUUGACUCGCCACUAUAAAAGCAAACUUCAGACUGACGGGAAUUUAUUGGCUUUUUUCUUGCACUUUUAUCCCUGGAUUUUACGCACAGAUGCAGCGAGCGUUUUCUUUCCCGGCGACGCUGGAGCGCAGUCGGACUAAGGAGCGCUUGGAGGCGAGCCUGGCUGGACUGUGCGAGCUGGAGCUCCGCCGGCAGAGGCAGGAGUGUCUGGUGCUGGGAGCCCUGGCUCUGGGGGAGCCUCUGGCCCAGGACGACCCCAGAAGAGAGCUGUCGUGCCUCAGCAGCUGGGGCCAGCCGAACCUGACGCUGCGGCGCCAGCUGAGCGCUCUUCGGAGUUCUCCAUGGGGCCUCCUGCAGGCGCUGGAGCAGCAGGUGGGAGAGCUGAGGAUUGACAUCGAUGAUGGCUGCUGCGAUGGAGCUCAAGGAGACCCAGGCGACAGUCGGCCCAGUUCUGGUUUCUAUGAAUCGAGUGAGGGUCAGUCGCCAAAAGGAAAGUCCUCCACUGCUGAGCUCACAGAGACCGUACCAUGUCACCUUUACGCCAACGACAGGCCCAAGUCUGUAGCAGACCCCCCGGUGAUAAAUGGAGAAUUUGAUGUUCAGGUGCCACACCCCUCUCUGCCGCGCUCUUUCUCCGCCCCUCACCCACCUCUGGAGGGCAUCAUGGAGGAGGGCUCGGCGGGGGACUCCUGGCAGUGGGACUUCAGGGGGGCCGACCCUGCCUGGCUGCAGGAGGCCGCCGAGGACCACCUCACAGAGGAGGACUACCAGCAGGCUUUGAGGGUGGAGGGCUACAUUUUGAGUCUGGUCCAGCGCCACACCCUCUCGCCUCGGCCAUGUCAGCCCCGCACCACCCUGAACCCCGACCCCCCACACGGGAGCGUCUCUGGACACAGGAGAACUCCCUCUCAGACUGCGGAGCAACGCCUUCCUGACCCCCAUCAUCAGCCCUACGUUGACCUAUUGACCACCUCUAAGAGCCAUGCAUGGGGUUGCGACCCGCCAGAGGUGGGGGCCUGCAGAGGAGAAGCCCAAUUAUUUGAGAAGGACUGUUAUUUAGCUCUGCCCUACCCCCAGUCAAGGCCACACUCCCUGACUGGGAGGUUACCAUCACCCCUGCCCUCUAUGGAUCCAAACGGCAGCGUUGGCCCUCCUGACCUUUUUUGUGAUCCCCCAUCCCCCCAACAUUAUCUGUAUCCACUCCCCCCUGUUCCUCAAAUGCACAAUUUAGUAAGUGCACAGUACAUCUCAGGACAGAGCUCUCAGGCCCCCGUGCGCUCCCCCAGACACUACAAAUCAGAGCAGCCAAAACCCAGCCGAGCUGCCGCCUCUCCUGACCACCCCAGCUCCAAGUACAAAGCCUCUAAAAAAGGUCACAGUGAUCGACAGAGAUCCAAGAAGACAAACAGUAAAACCGGUCGAUCCCAGUCGGAGAACAGCCUGCUGGGGCAGCGGGGGCUCCCCGAGAGGAGGUACAGCACCACGGAGAGGCGGCAAGACAAAACCAACCCUUCUCCAAGCAAAGCCCCAGCCGCUGGGCCGCAGGUGAGCAACAACGGCCGCAACGGGAGCCGGCGCUGGUGCUCCAACCUGGAGCUCAGUCAGGAUGAGGCCGAGACCCAGACGUCACACAAACGACCUCCUCGAAGGAUCCGCCACGGUCACCCCUGCUCUCACGCUCAGCAGCAGCACGCUCAGAGGUGGCACCAAGACUGUCAGGUCCAAGCGCCCCUCGGCCCGGGAGGCGAGGCCUACGCUGCCGCCGCCGCACCCCCAGCCGAGUCCGAGUCCAGCACUAGCGAGGUGUACACUCCGGCCUCCAGCUCAAUGUCCAGUGACUCUGACGAAAGCGGGGGGCUGGUGUGGCCCCAGCAGCUGCCGCCCCGCCUUGCUUCUACAUCUUCCUCGUCCUCUCCUUCACCUCAAGCCGCUGCCAGUGCCUCGUCUCACCCCAAAGCCUUUGUUAAGAUCAAAGCUUCCCACGCUCUCAAAAAGAAGAUCCUCAGAUUCCGCUCAGGGUCCCUCAAGGUCAUGACCACCGUGUGAGCAGAGAGACUUUAUUCACACAAAGACCAACACUGCUUACGCUCAGGUUCAUUCUCAGAGCAGCAUUGUCACUUUUGGUUCACAUAUCAAACAAUUAAUCCUGUCAUUCAAGACUAAGUGCUGACGUUCCUCUUCAGUGUAAUCUUUAUGUUGUGUCCUCCUGAAUUCACUCAAUCUAUAAAAACGGUUUAUUACUGUUCAAAAACUGAACAUUGCUUAUUAAAAACUGUCUAAAGAUGGCCAAAUACAAGACUUUACCACAGGGGGCGCUGUAGAAAUGAUUGAAUAUUCGUCACUUCAAUGUUUUUUCAUUUCUUUUUCCAUGUAAAGCCAAAGUUUUCUUUAAAAUUUGUGUAAAUGUUCCUCUAAGAACCAUAAAUUAUUUUUAUCAUAUGGGACAAACAUAAAGAAGAACUGCUGAUAGGCAAAAAAAAUGACAAAAAAUCAUUUUGAGGCUGGACAAUGACACGUUUUUUUUUUUCAUUUUCUGCUUUCAAACGUAAUGCAUUCACAUGGAUAUGAGGAAUCCAAUAUUGUUCUUGUGCAGUAGUAACAUGAUUAUUGGGCCAGAGAUGCUUGGU
Molecule: messenger RNA, 3022 nt
Organism: Oryzias melastigma (Indian medaka)
Lineage: Eukaryota; Metazoa; Chordata; Actinopteri; Beloniformes; Adrianichthyidae
Product: dapper 1
Exons: 4
Coding region: 486-2441 (651 amino acids)
Biological process (GO): negative regulation of canonical Wnt signaling pathway
Cellular component (GO): cytoplasm
Source: RefSeq, a predicted model, not a curated record